ACAUUAUCAAGCUGUCAUAAUGAAAGUUACCGGAAAUUCUUUUUGAGUGUUCAUUCUGUCUGUGAGGACGUUGUGAGGACGUCAUGCCUUUCGCACGGUACGUAGAACCGGGCCGUGUUGCCCUGGUGGCCGAUGGCCCUUUGAAGGGUAAGCUAGUAAGCGUGGUUGAUGUCAUUAACCAAACCCGCGCUCUUAUCGAUGGCCCCGGCAGCAAUGUCUCACGGCAACAGAUCCGCCUGAACCAGCUACACCUCACCAAGUUCCGUCUUAAGUACCCCUUCACAGCUCCCACACGUGUAGUGAGGAAAGCAUGGACUGAGGCCAAACUUAACGAGAAGUGGGCUGAUAGCCAGUGGGCACAGAAGCUCGCGAACAAGGAGAAGCGCGCUCAGAUGACAGACUACGACAGAUUCAAGCUGACAUCGUCCCGCGUCAAGAGGAACCGUGCGAGAACCGCGGUAUUCAAGAGCCUGAAGCUGAAAGCCGCCCGCGCUGGUACUUUCGGCAAGAAGCAGGUCCCCAAGGCUUCCGCCAAGAAGCCCCGCACUAAGAAACCCGCCACCAAGAAACCAGCGAAGAAGUAAUUCUUGUUUAGUGAUGUGUUUAUAAGGACAGUACUGAAUAAAGAGUUACUUUAAGCUAAAAAAAUCA
Pectinophora gossypiella (pink bollworm) is the source of this 651-nucleotide messenger RNA. It is a transcript of the gene RpL14, whose product is annotated as 60S ribosomal protein L14. Bases 84 to 584 code for a protein of 166 amino acids. Lineage: Eukaryota; Metazoa; Arthropoda; Insecta; Lepidoptera; Gelechiidae. Gene Ontology annotation, cellular component: cytosolic large ribosomal subunit; ribosome. Gene Ontology annotation, molecular function: structural constituent of ribosome; RNA binding. Gene Ontology annotation, biological process: ribosomal large subunit biogenesis; translation. The transcript is spliced from 2 exons. The record is from RefSeq and is a predicted model, not a curated record.